UCUUUCUCCACCGUGAUCGUUGUGUUCGUUGGGGAGCUGAGCGAGAGAAAUGCCCACAGUCAGAUUCAACAAGUCUGUCUCUGAAGUACUCGCCCCCGUGAGAGGUGUGAACGACGGGAAUUUCAUGCCGCAGUCGUCAUUGGGCGUGUUUUCAGUGGGUGGUUCGUGUUCCAUUUGAUUGGUGGUCAGGUGAACCUAUAUCCCGGCCAGGCGGUCAGCGGACUCGAACCUAUAGGGAGCGACCCUAGAUCAAAGACAGCAAAUAACUUGUGCGGUGGCCAAUUUCUAGCAACAUGAUUUGAAUUUGACUCUGUGAAGAUCUGGAGAAUCGAAUUCGUUGUCGAUCGAUUCGAUUUGGAACUUAGGACCUCAUCGGUGAGUGGAACCAGUUGUCAAGAGUGGGGCAGAAUCAUUCUUGGGUGGAAUUACUUGAAAAAUGGCCAAACUGACCAAAGCGAAGGUGAAAGGCUGUCUCAAGAGCAGUGCUUUGACCUUCGCCACUCUCGCCGGAGUUAUUGGAGGCGUCAUAUUUGGACUUUGCCUCCGACAAAGAGAACAACCAUGGACAGAUCGAGAGGUUAUGUACAUCUCCUAUGUGGGAGAACUGUUUCUGAGAAUGCUCAAGGCUCUUAUUCUUCCCCUAAUUGUUCCAAGUUUGAUUGCCGCUGUGGGCUCGCUCGACAUGAGCCUCUCCGGAAGGGUGGGCGGCCGAGCUGUGGCAUACUACAUGACCACAACUGUAAUGGCCGUCAUUCUCGGCAUCAUUCUCGUUACAAUCAUUCACCCCGGAAAACCAACACUGAAUGACGAUGAAAUCGAGAAGAGCGGAGAAUCGCGGAAUGUGACCGCGGCAGACACCCUCAUGGACCUGGGGCGUAAUUUGUUGCCACCCAAUUUGGUGAAGGCCACGGUCGCUCAAUAUCGUACGGUUCUCGUCAACCCAGGAGAGGCGGCCUUUGUGGACGAUGCCGGUCAAAUGCGCGAUCCCAAGAACUUGUACACUUGGGCCAUCAAAGGCGAAUAUUCCGACUCCACCAACAUCCUGGGCUUGGUCUUCUUUGCUGUUAUCUUGGGCAUCACUCUGGCCAUCAUGGAGGAGCGUGGCAAGCCGUUGUUGGAUUUCUUCACAUGCUUGUCGGAGGCCAUGAUGACUAUCACCACCUGGGUGAUCUACAUGGCCCCCGUGGGCGUGUUCUUCCUGAUCGGAGGUCAGAUCCUUGGCAUGGAGGACAUGAGCAUGGUGGCCGGCCAACUGGGCAUGUACUUCUUCACCGUGAUGCUGGGCUUAUUUUUCCACGGCUUUGUAGUGCUUCCCAUCGUGUAUGCGGUGUGCACGCGGCGUAUGCCCUUCCGGUUCAUCGCCAACAUGAUGAAUGCUUUCACCACCGCUUUCGGCACGGCCUCGUCCUCGGCCACCCUCCCAGUCACCAUCAAUUUGUUGGAGGAGAAGAACGGUGUCGACCCCAGGAUAGCCAGAUUCGUGCUACCCAUCGGUGCCACGAUCAACAUGGAUGGAACCGCUUUGUAUGAGGCUGUGGCCGCCAUCUUCAUCUCUCAGGUGCGGAGUAUGGGUUUGAGCAUUGGACAAAUCAUUGCCAUCUCCAUCACCGCCACUGCUGCCAGCAUCGGAGCGGCCGGCAUUCCGCAAGCUGGUCUCGUCACUAUGGUCAUGGUCUUGGACACCGUGGGACUGCCAGCCGAGGAUGUGACCAUCAUUCUCGCCGUGGACUGGCUUUUGGACCGAUUCCGCACCGCCAUCAACGUUUUGGGCGAUUCCAUUGGCGCCGGUCUGGUUUAUGAGUUGAGCAAAGCCGAGUUGGAGCUCUUCAAUCAAGGCAAGAUUGAGGGUGGAUUUGAGGCUGUGCCCAUGAAUGAAAUUGACGAGGACAACGCGACCACCACCAAAGACCGAAACAACAAGUGAAACAACAUGGGCGUGGGGAGCCAGUCAACACCAAACACGAACUAACCAACUAUCAAUUCACUCACCAUCCAUCCUUUAAAUCCUUUGAGGGAACAGCGAAAAUGAGGGGUCUUCUCAGCUUUCAUGAAACUUGGACAUCAAUAUCAUCAUCAUCAUCGUCAUCAUCAUUAUCCUCUUCUCCUUCUUCUUCUUCACCACGUUUGCGAUCUCUUGGACUCAUCAUCUCGUCACGUGCUCUCUCUAGUUAUUACUUAUCAUUAACUCAUACGAAAUGAAAACACUGCAAGUGGUGAUGAUGAUGAUGACGAUGAUGAUGAUGAUGAUGAUGAUGAUGAUGAUGAUGAUGAUGAUGAUGAUGAUGAUAACGAUGAGGACGAACUAAUCGUUUUACACCUCACAGCAGUUUUUGCCCGACUUGUCCAACCCAUUUUCCAGUUGUUAUGUUACUGCUGCUAGCUAGUAUGGUCGCUCCUUCGCCCCCUCCCCGCCCUCUUUAUGGCUUUAUGGAAGUGCCAAAGUGAUUAGUUUUUUGAUGUACUUUUCGAGAGUUUGUAAAUGACACCCAAAGACAAAAAUGUCUCCCAAGAGAAGCUUACUACUAGUAGCCUGUAUCAGAAAAAUACCUCAAAAUACAUGAAUAGACGGAGUCUCACUUUUGCGAGUGAGCUCCCUCUCAGGCCUAUUUAUUGGAUGUACUACGUAUGGUAUAUGGUAUAUACUACGUAGCCUUCACUGCUAUUCAGCAGUACAGUAUACUACUCAUUAAUUUUGAUUGUCUUUAUGUUUCUUACGUUUUCAUUUGAUCAGUCUCCUGGCUCGAUUCGAUUGUUCCUGUGUCGUUAGUUCGUUCAUUCGUUCCAAACGGAAAUUGUGAAAUUGGCCUGGGAAAGGAUAACAACUCAACAAUCCCGGUUAUAUAUUGUUGUUUCGUUUGAAGCCCUUGCUUGUACAGAAGUUUUCAUCAUCCUCAUACAAUUCAACCAACCCAAGGGAGGAAGGAGGAAGACGACACAAUAUUUUCUUCUCUCAAUAUAUCAUCCUAGUUUAUAGCCGACAUGAUUGACGAAAUAAACAUUUUUCUAAAA
Messenger RNA from Tigriopus californicus, 3009 nucleotides. Its product is annotated as excitatory amino acid transporter 1-like. Gene Ontology annotation, biological process: L-glutamate transmembrane transport. Gene Ontology annotation, molecular function: glutamate:sodium symporter activity; neutral L-amino acid transmembrane transporter activity; L-glutamate transmembrane transporter activity. Bases 437 to 1924 code for a protein of 495 amino acids. Lineage: Eukaryota; Metazoa; Arthropoda; Copepoda; Harpacticoida; Harpacticidae. The transcript is spliced from 9 exons. The record is from RefSeq and is a predicted model, not a curated record. Gene Ontology annotation, cellular component: plasma membrane.